AGCACUGGCGCUGCUCGCAGGCAUUCGGUACGUGAGGAGACGCAGCUGUCGCCGCCGGGCUGGUCCUGCGCUGUGCGGGCUGCCGGGAGUGGGAAGGCGGAGCAAACAUGAAUGUUGGAGUUGCCCACAGUGAAGUGAAUCCAAAUACUCGUGUAAUGAACAGCCGGGGGAUGUGGCUGACCUAUGCAUUGGGAGUUGGUUUGCUUCAUAUUGUCUUACUCAGCAUUCCCUUCUUCAGUGUUCCUGUUGCUUGGACCUUAACAAAUAUUAUACAUAACUUGGGGAUGUAUGUAUUUUUGCAUGCAGUAAAAGGAACACCUUUUGAAACCCCUGACCAGGGUAAAGCAAGGCUCCUAACUCAUUGGGAACAACUUGACUAUGGAGUACAGUUUACAUCUUCACGGAAGUUUUUCACAAUUUCUCCAAUAAUUCUAUAUUUUCUGGCAAGUUUCUAUACGAAGUAUGAUCCAACUCACUUCGUCCUAAACACAGCUUCUCUCCUGAGUGUGCUUAUUCCCAAAAUGCCACAACUACAUGGUGUUCGGAUCUUUGGAAUUAAUAAGUAUUGAAAUGGUUUGCAACAACAAUCUGCUUGCAGCUACUGAGGUUCCUGUAAGGAAGGAGUAGUUAGUAAACUGCACUCUCUUUCUGUGAUAAUGUAAAUGAGAGAUGUUUACAUUGGAGGACCAGUUGCUGGUUCUUCAUACGCUGUCUUGAAGUGCAGAAUUCUGAAAGAUGCCUCUAUUUAAUGCAUCUGGUUAUUUCUGAAGAGGCUUUAUAGUCAGGCUGGGCAGGCCCAGCUUUUAAGUUAAUUACAGUACAGUGAGGGUACAGUAGAUAAAUCCAAGGAAUUACAGAUUUGUAAGGAAUUAGGACCAGUUUAUUACCAAUAGGCAUUAUGUAAGGAAAAGGAAAAGAAAAUUUCCAGUCAUUUGGGCACAGUCAGUUUGAAUAGACUUACAUAAAAACCAGAAUAAUCUCUGUAAAAGUUUAUUAUAGAUCAUUUUUUAUUUCAAUAUUCUUAUUUUAUAUGAGGAUAUAUAUACCCUCUUGUUUUGUACAAGCCAGUCUCUCCCUGAAGAGUGCCCUUUUGAUUCUGCUGGCUUAUUAUUGUGUGUUGAUGGCUGAGGUCAUUAUUGCAUUUAUUACAUUACAGAGCUCUUGACAGUCUCUCUUCAUGACUGAUUAGGGAUAGAAGAUAGCCACAUAUCUUAUCAAGCAGUCUUUGACUCAGCAUUCUAAUUUUGGAACAAAGAGGGGUUUACUACUUUUAUGGGCAGGGCUGUUAAAUUAAGAGAACAAUUUAUUUCAAGCAGUUCAAGUAUGAUAGUUGAAAGGUCAAUUUAUUUGGAUGAGUAACAUAAUUGGUAAAGUCUGUUACUUUAGAAAAGGAUAUAUAAAAUGGGCAACUAUAAAGUCAUCUGUGGUCUAGCAGAAUCUAAUAGCAGUAUACUAAAGUCAUUUUAGCAAGUAUAAGGUAAAAGAUAACAUUGUCUUUUCUUAGUAAUCCUGCUUUCAGCCCUCAUAGUUUGCCCAUUUAUAUAUUGCCUUUUAAAUAUGUGGGUCUUUUUGUAGAUAACCCCAAAUGGCAAUUAUUUCCAGAGAGCAGCUAUAUUUGAAUUCCUAUGAUUCAGUGAACCUCCCUGAGAUUAAUUCCGAAAAGCAACUAUAUACUACUUUUAGAAGUAAACAUAUCAAAAAAGUACUACAUAUCAAAAAAUUCCAAUAUAGGUUAAAACUGAAAAUUCAAUAGCAUAAGUAAAAUUGAGUGAAUAGUUGUAGACCAACUUAAAAAUCAAUUUGUGUCAAUAAACUGACUUGUAGGGUAGUGAUCAUUGUUUUAUAUCUCAAAAGUAUUGAGUUUAGAAAUGAGUUGUAUGAUACUGCCUUUGUAUGUUUGUGUUUUCCCAUGUAUUUUUAAAUAAUUGGUAAUUCAUACUUUAAUAAAAGGUUUCCUUGGUGUAAGAUUA
Messenger RNA from Dipodomys ordii (Ord's kangaroo rat), 1970 nucleotides. RefSeq names its product ORMDL sphingolipid biosynthesis regulator 1 (gene Ormdl1). Lineage: Eukaryota; Metazoa; Chordata; Mammalia; Rodentia; Heteromyidae. Gene Ontology annotation, cellular component: endoplasmic reticulum membrane. The transcript has 4 exons. Bases 108 to 569 code for a protein of 153 amino acids. The record is from RefSeq and is a predicted model, not a curated record. Gene Ontology annotation, biological process: negative regulation of ceramide biosynthetic process; ceramide metabolic process; intracellular sphingolipid homeostasis.